Molecule: messenger RNA, 2639 nt
Organism: Solanum dulcamara
Lineage: Eukaryota; Viridiplantae; Streptophyta; Magnoliopsida; Solanales; Solanaceae
Product: protein NRT1/ PTR FAMILY 2.11-like
Exons: 4
Coding region: 338-2137 (599 amino acids)
Biological process (GO): transmembrane transport
Cellular component (GO): plasma membrane
Molecular function (GO): transmembrane transporter activity
Source: RefSeq, a predicted model, not a curated record
UAAUUAUUUAGUAAAAAAAUAUCUCCAAAUAAGUGUAAUCUUAAAAAUUUAGGACAAAAAUUAGUAUUUUUUUGCAAAUAUAUUUUUAUACUUCAUCUUCUUAAUAGAGUUCCAAAUGUUUAUUGAUUUUUUAAUGCACAUGAUUUUUGCUAAAGUAACACUUGUUUUGAGAGGAGGGGAGUAUAACGUAUGACAAAAUGAGCGUCUUUAGAGCUGGAUCUGAGGGAAAGUAGCAGAAAUAAAGUAGAGUUGUGGUUGGUUAAAAAGAAGCCCUUUUUAUUUAUGUCCCAACUCAGCUUCCCGAGGAGUAUAUAAAGCAGCAGGGAGAGAGUGAAAAAUGAGUAACAAUAGGAUAGGAGCCAUGGAAAAGAAAACAGCAAGUUUUAGAGAUGAGGAUAGUGAGAAAGAGCCUGAAAUUAACUACAGAGGAGUGAAAGCCAUGCCAUUUAUCAUAGGAAAUGAAACCUUUGAGAAACUUGGAGCAAUUGGCACACUUUCCAACUUGUUGAUUUACCUCACAUCAGUUUUCAACCUGAAGCACAUCUCAGCUGUUACUCUGAUUAAUGUGUUCAAUGGAACCACUAAUUUUGCCACUUUGCUUGGAGCUUUCUUAUCUGAUACUUACUUUGGUCGCUACAAAACAUUGGGAUUUUCAUCCAUUACUUCAUUUCUGGGGUUGUUUGUGAUAGCAUUAACAGCAGUAUUCAAGAAUCUACAUCCUCCUCACUGUGAAUCCAAAGAUAUCAGCCAAUGCAUAGGACCGACAGGAUGGCAGAUGGCUUUCUUGUUGAGUGGAUUUGGGCUACUGAUUGUAGGAGCAGCUGGGAUUAGGCCAUGCAAUUUAGCCUUUGGGGCAGACCAAUUUAAUCCCAAUACAGAGUCUGGCAAAAGGGGUAUAAAUAGUUUCUUCAACUGGUACUUUUUCACCUUAACAUUUGCACAAAUGGUGUCAGUGACACUCGUGGUUUACGUGCAAUCGGACGUUAGUUGGUCCAUAGGAUUAGCCAUUCCUGCAAUCUUCAUGUUGAUUUCAUGUUUCCUCUUCUUUGGUGGCACUAAAAUUUAUGUGAAAGUGAAACCAGAGGGAAGUCCCUUGACAAGUAUAGCACAGGUCCUGGUUGUUUCUAUCAAGAAAAGAAGGCUAAAAUUGCCAGAGCAACCUUGGAAAUCACUAUUCAAUUAUACUCCUCUCAAGUCCAUCAAUUCUAAACUUCCUUACACUCAUCAAUUCAGGUUUCUUGACAAGGCUGCAAUAGUAACACCAGAAGACCAAAUCAAGCCAGAUGGAUCAGCAGCCAAUCCAUGGAACCUAUGCAGUGUGCAGCAAGUGCAAGAAGCUAAAUGUGUUAUUAGAGUAAUUCCUAUAUGGGCUGCAGCAAUUGUAUACCAUGUUGCAAUAAUUGAACAGCAACAAUUUGUUGUCUACCAAGCCCUUCAAUCAAACAGACAUUUUGGCACCAGCAACUUCCAAAUUCCAGCAGCAACUUACACUAUAUUCUCCAUGUUAAGUCUCACUCUCUGGAUACCCAUAUAUGACCGUAUAGUCGUGCCAUUACUCCGAAGAAUCACUGGAAAAGAAGGUGGCAUAACAAUCCUUCAAAGAAUGGGAUUUGGCAUAUUCCUCACUGUUCUAUCAUCCCUCGUAUCUGCUUUCAUCGAGAAACGAAGGAGAAAACUAGUUUUCACAAAUCCAGCAUUAGAUCUACAUUCAGAAAGAGGAUUGGUUUCUUCCAUGUCAGCUUUAUGGUUGGUUCCUCAGCUAUCCUUAGCUGGACUCGCAGAGGCAUUUUGCGCCAUUGGACAAGUGGAGUUCUACUAUAAGCAGUUCCCAGAAAACAUGAGAAGCAUAGCAGGGUCUUUCCUCUUCUUGGGAAUGGCUGCUUCAAGUUACUUGAAUAGUUUAUUGAUCUAUAUUGUGCACAACACAACAGGAAAGGCGAAAACAGGCAACUGGCUACCAGAGGACCUUAACAAGGGGAAAUUGGAUUACUUUUAUUUCUUGAUUACAGCAUUGGGAAUCCUUAAUGUUGUCUAUUUCAUAAUAUGUGCUAGGUGGUACAAGUACAAGGGAAGUGGUGACACCAGCAGCGUAGAAUUGGAAAUGGAAAGUAAAAACGUCGAGAAACACUUCGUUUGACAUUAAUUUGAGGAUUAAACCAAAUGAGCAGCAUCUUAUACCAAUUGUUAGCAGCCAUAAGUUAAAACGAAAUAGCCUGAAAGCCGCGCUUACAUUAAUCUCCCUCCUACUUAAAUUUAAAUUGGGAAGAUGAAGUGUAUCGACUAUCAAAGUCAUAUUAGUAUUAGUAGCAGCAGCUUUUAGCUACACCUCUUUAGGAAUUCUCCAAUUCUAUAGAUUAUUUAUGAAAUAAUUUCUCAAUGAACGACUCACAUACAGCAGCAGUUGGGUGGUUCGUUUUAUUUAUUCCUUCUCAAGUUCGCUUUAUAAAUUACAAAAGCUUUCACUUUUUUAGUGACUUUCGUAGAUAAAAGUCAUUAGUUAAAGUGAUCAAGUUUCAUUUCCGUAUGAUAGUCACCCCUUCCUUUCUCUGUAAAGCGGAGAAUGCAUAGUACUUUGGAAUUUAAUACUGUACAAUUUAUUAGUACUAUAUAUUUUUCAAUCACGAAAGUUAUUACUUGCA